AUGGCGCCGUUUCUCGUCAUGACUGAGUACUCGCCAAUGUCGUGCCUUGCCGCCGCUGCCGGUGCUGUUGUCGCGUUUCAGCUUCUCAGGGCUGUGUACAUGCUCUACUUUCAUCCGUUGUCCAAAUUCCCCGGCCCGCGCUCUGCCGCUAUAGGCCGCCAAUGGCAGGCAAAUAUUGUCAAGAAGGGCUUUCCCGAGAAGGAAUACGAAAAGCUUCAUAAGCAGUUUGGCACAAAAGCGCUGCGCAUCGGACCGAAUCACCUCCAUAUCUCAGAUUCAAGCCUUUACAAGGUUAUAUACAGUCAGGCCAAUCCUUUUCCCAAGGAGCAAGCUUUCUAUGAUACCUUUGAGUCUCAUCACACAACCUUUAGCGAGACUGAUGCGCAGUUGCACAAACAGAGACGCAAGUUGCUAAGCCCUCUCUUUUCCAAGUCAGGAGUGAGUAAACUGGAACCACUUAUCCUGGAGAAAGUAGAAGAGACCAAAGAAAAGGUCAACCGUAUCUCUAAACAUGGCCCCAUCAAUAUGUGGCCUGCCUUUCGAUGCAUGACAGUUGACAUCAUCUCCGAGUUCUCGUUCGGAACUUGUAUCAAUAUGAUUAACGAGGACCCAGACACCUUCAAUUCCGAGUAUCUCAAAGCCAUGGAAGUGGCCUCAGCUCUGCCCUUUCUAAGAUACUACAGCACCAUGCAAUGGCUCUUGGCGAAGUGUGUUCCUAUUUCCGUCGCUGUUAACUUCAGUCCAAUUUUGAGGCAGACUAAGAAAAUGGUUGGAAUAAUAGUCGACUCGUAUCAUAACUAUGCUCAGCGAACAACCAAUUCUCGCUUCCCGGUUCUUUUUGAUAACUUGCAGGCAUUACCUGCCGAUUCACAGAAGGCUGAGGCCAUAAAUACCUUUAUCGCUGGGUCCGACACGACCGCCUUUACCCUCGUCACAGCACUGUACCACAUUCUGCGCUUACCGGAGGUCGAGAAAACACUGACAGCAUCAUUGGAUGAAGUGUUUGGAGGGUCCCAAUCCGUCCCGUCGCUUGUUCAACUUGAGCAGACCAAAUACUUGCGCGCAUGUGUCAACGAAGCUCUCCGUCUCGCAAUGUCGGUACCUGGCGUGCUCCCUCGUGUCGUGCCCAAACGAUCGCAACCGUUUGUUAUAGACGGUAAAGUGGUACCUCCAGGUACGGUUGUAGGAAUGUCGGCGUAUACGAUGAACACAGAUCCGCAGAUUUGGGGCCAGGAUGCCCACUCCUUCAACCCAGCCCGUUGGCUCGGUCCGAACGCGAAGGAGCUUGAGACACACAUGUGUACUUUCAGCAAAGGCGCUCGCCAGUGCAUUGGAAUAAAUGUCGCAUACGCGGAGGCUACGAUCGCCCUGGCACAAUUCUUCUACCAUUUCAAGAUGGAGCUGAAGACGAAGGAGUUACGUGUAGUAGAUAAAUUCACCAUCGAAGCGCCAGAGCCGGGGUUACUAGUAGACUUCAAGCUGCGACAACACUCUUAA
Molecule: messenger RNA, 1497 nt
Organism: Fusarium proliferatum ET1
Lineage: Eukaryota; Fungi; Ascomycota; Sordariomycetes; Hypocreales; Nectriaceae
Exons: 6
Coding region: 1-1497 (498 amino acids)
Molecular function (GO): iron ion binding; oxidoreductase activity, acting on paired donors, with incorporation or reduction of molecular oxygen; heme binding
Source: RefSeq, a predicted model, not a curated record